Molecule: messenger RNA, 3718 nt
Organism: Oryzias latipes (Japanese medaka)
Lineage: Eukaryota; Metazoa; Chordata; Actinopteri; Beloniformes; Adrianichthyidae
Gene: nherf2
Product: NHERF family PDZ scaffold protein 2
Biological process (GO): protein localization to plasma membrane
Cellular component (GO): apical plasma membrane
Molecular function (GO): signaling receptor binding; protein-membrane adaptor activity
Source: RefSeq, a predicted model, not a curated record
AGACUGAUUUAUAAAGUUUCACUUCACAAAAACUAACCUUGAUUGUUUGUUGAUAAACGCGCCCUCUGCGGGGUCUGGCGUUAACGCCUCCCUGCGCUCAGCGCGCGGUCAGGAGCGCGCGCCCGGUGAUUUGCGUGAGUGAAGCGGCUCUAAUCUCUGAUCUCUUGGAUUAAACGGAAGUUUACCGGCUUUUCAUGCACACCAGCGCGUGCGCUCACAUCUGCGCUCCUGGUGGUGUAUGUUUGUUUGUCUUCCUGUUUUCUUCGCGGAAUUUUGGUGGAUCAUCAUGAAAAGCAGCGCGCGAUGAUGAUCUGUGCGUCUGGAGCGCGCACGCACUCUGGAUUAAGCGCAGACUUUCCAGCUGUUGGUUCCGCGGAGGCGCUUUGGUCCCCCGGGAUGGACACCGAACUUAGACCCAGACUGUGCUUUUUGGUGAGGGGGGAGCGGGGGUACGGCUUCCACCUGCACGGCGAGCGGAACCGAGGCGGGCAGUUCAUCCGCAAUGUGGAGCCCGGCUCCUCCGCAGACCUGGCUGGGGUCCGCGUGGGAGACCGGCUCGUGGAGGUUAACGGGGUGAACGUGGAGAACGAAUCUCAUCAGCAGGUGGUGACCCGGAUCUGCGAGGUGGCCCACCGCACGCGGCUGCUGGUGGUGGACCGAGAAACAGACGAGUACCUCCGCAGCCAGGACCGCGCCUGCACCGAGGACCUGGCCAUCGAGAUGGGGACUCUGUCCCCGCGCCCCUCUCCCACCCCCUGUGGGUCACCCAUACCCAGAGAGAACUCCCCCCUGACUCUAAAGCUGGACAACAAACACUUUCGCUUCCUGGCUGCAGAGUCCCCCCCUCCCAGGACCCCACAGGGGGAGGUGCAGAGAACCGAGCAGGCGGGAUCAGGAACGGACACGGAGCUGCAGGACGAGCCGUCCCCGGAGCCAGAGUUGGAGCUCUUGCCGCGUCUGUGUCACCUGCUGCGGGGGGAGGAAGGAUACGGCUUUAACUUGCACAGCGAUAAGAAGAAGACUGGACAGUUUGUGCGCACGGUGGACCCCAACUCCCCCGCUGAGAGGGCAGGCGUCCGGCCUGGAGACAAAAUAGUGGAGGUAAACGGCGUUAACAUCGGGGGGCUGAGGCACUCGGAGGUGGUGGAGCUCAUCAAAUCCAGAGGGAAUGAAGUGCGCCUCCUGGUGGUUGACCAGGAGACAGAUGAGCUCUUUCACAGACUGCAGAUCACUCCAACGGGGAAACACAUCACAGAAGUCUACGUGGAUGAGAGACCAGGGAAUGACGCGUUCCACCUCCCUGCUGCCACCUCUUACCUCCCCAACAGUGAAGCUUUGAUCAUAAACGUUACUCUGGCUGACGCCCCCUUCACAAAUUUGUCACCAAAAUCUAGAGCCAAUGGGAGCUCAGCAUCCCACUCCUCCAGAAGUUCCACCACCCAAUCAGAGAUCAGCAGCUCAGAAAUGAGCUUCCAGGUUCCACAGGAUGACGACCGGCGGGUCUCAGACCCCUUCAUAGACAGCGGCCUGUCCUUGAGUCCCACAGCUGCUGAGGCCAAGCGGAAAGUCCUCGCCACUCGCCAAAGGAGGAGGGCCCCCCCCAUGGACUGGAGCAAGAAACAGGAGCUCUUUAGCAACUUCUGACCCAGCCUUCCUGUACAUCACGCCCCACUCCACCUUGGCUCAGAAGUGGGAGGGUCUCUCCACUCUAAAAGGAUUUAUGGUUCACAAAGGAAUCCCCCAUCCCCCCGCUAGUGUUUGUGAUCUCUAUCAGCUGGACAGUGCUAUGAAAAACUGACCAACUUUGGAUUGAACCAUUUCAUCUGUGAGGGGGUCCAUUCAGGGACCAGUGAGCAUGGGGGUCCUGGGGGGGUCAGCACGAUCUAAAAAUCUGUGGGCAGACCAGCAAAGUGUGUGUGUGUGCUCAUGUAUAUACACAAAUUAGGAGCCAGGUCACCAGACUGCUGUUAACCAGAUAACAAAUGACCGGAAGGCCGAUAAAUGACGGCUCAUCAUUGAUGACCAGAUGGCUGCUGAUGGGACUGUCAACUAACUGGUCAAAAAUUGGACAACUGCUAACCAGACGACCACCGGGUGUUGGCCACCAACAAGAUGGUGACUGGAUAGUUAAAGACUCGAUACCCGAUAACUGGACGACUGCUAAGCUAACCUGAUGACCACAAACCAGCUGGUGACUGACAGGAGAACAGCUUACCUAACAGUUGUUGAUCUGACAGUCGCCAACCAGAUGGUUUCUGACUAGAUAACUAAUAAGUGAAUGGCCAACAACCAAUUGGUUGCUACUAAGUAUGGCUGCUAACAACCACUAACCAGAGAAUCACUGACCAGAUGGCCAAUAAUGGGAUGGCUGCUAACCGGAAAACCACUGACCACACAGCUGCUAACUGCGCAGAUGACCGGAGACCAGACGGCUGAUAACCUGAUGACUCCAAACCUAAGGAUUGUUAAUCAACCAAUGAUUAGAUGGUUGCCAACAGGACAGAUGAUAACCUAACCGUCACUAGCAAAACAGCCAAUAAAUGGACAACUGGUGAUCAGACGACUAGCAAUUGGAUGACCGUUAACUGGACAAUUGCGAUGCGAAAACUCAGCAAAAGCUAACUGGAUAACUGCUGAAGAGACAGUUGCUGAGGGGAAGCCCUAUAAACGGAAGACAGAUGACAAGACAACUGCUGAUUGGACAGCUGCUAAAGACGAUAAAUGGUUGACCGAUGACAGGAUGGCAGCUAACUGGGCGUCCAACCAUAGGAGAAAACUGGCAUGAGCACAGAUAGCCUAUAUAUUGCUAACCGAGUGGUCGCUGACUGAAGAGUUGUUAACGACACGGCUGCUAACUUAGUGACAGCUAACCCGAUGACCACGAACCGGACGACUGCUGACGAGACGGUUGCAGGCUGGAAAGCCAAUAAACAGUGGACAGCUGACCAGACAACAGAUAACUGCACCACCGCUAACUGGACGUCUGCUAACUGCACCGCUGAUAAAGAGAUGACCGCAGGGCAAAUAACCAAAUGGCUGCACACUUAAAACCGGCUAAUGGGACGGCCACUAACCAGAGACGGCGAAAUGUAUGGCUUUGUCUUUUUUAGUGUCGCUGACAGCAGCUCCAAACCAAAAAAGGAAAAACUAUUUUUUUAAAGAAACUGGCUCAGAAGUAUAUAAGCCUCUGCACACAUUUUUUUCCUAGAAUUACAUUGAUUACAUUUUUUAGGAGCAGAAAAUGUCCAAUUUUUUUGUAAGCCUGUUUUAAGUCUUGUCGUAGCAAAUCUUGUUCCUGUUUAGCUUCAAAUGACCAAAUAAGGGCAUGGAAGUGUUAGACUGUGCACAAAAAGAUGCAGACUUCAAAUGUAACCAAGCAGACCAUUCUGAUGAGCUGCAACAAUGCACAGGUUUGCAGACAAGCACUUUAGCACUUUAGUUAUUGUCUGGAGGAAUUUAUCUCAAAUAAAGUUGUGUUGCUUUGAGCGCCUGCACUCAUGAGACCUGUGGAAAACAGCCAGUCUUUGUCUAAUUGACAAAUUUCAAACAAUUUACCAAUGAUUUCUGUUUGCAAGCAGCUCAGCUGAGAUGUUAAAACAUGUUUUGAGAAAGCAUUCACUGUAAGUGUAAUGGAAUAAAUAGAAGUUCUGUAAUAGUUCAUUGCCAAUCACAUUCCUGAGAGAUUUCUGCAAAUAAACUUUGGAGAACUGAACUUUAA